UGCCCCGAGCCGCGCCGCUCCCGCAGCCGCCGCGGGCCCCGCCAUGGGCGGCGGGCGCUGAUCUCCGCCCCGCCCCUUCCCCGCCGCGCCGGCUAGGCGGCCGCUAUGGAGGAGGAGAGCAUGGAGGAGGAGGGCGGCGGAGGCUGCGAGGCCAUGAUGGACGACCAGAACCACAACAACUGGGGCGCGGGCGGUUACGGGCGGCACCUGCUGCGCCCCGCCGCCGGGCCGCUCGGCGACUGCCUCCAGCCCCCGCCCGGGCCGCAGCUCCCCACCGGGCCCGAGGCCAACGGCGUGCUGCGGGGCUGCGAGCCGGGGGCCGCCGCGAGCAGGGGGGGAGCCGGAGCCAUCGCCGCCGCCAUCAACGCCUCGACCUCCAAGUUCCUAAUGAAUGUUAUAACAAUUGAAGACUAUAAGAGCACAUAUUGGCCAAAGUUGGACAGUGCCAUAGAUCAACUUCUAACUCAGAGUCCUGGUGACUACAUCCCUAUCUCCUAUGAACAAAUAUACAGUUGUGUGUAUAAGUGUGUAUGCCAGCAACAUUCGGAACAGAUGUAUAGUGACCUAAUAAAAAAGAUAACUAACCACUUAGAGAGAGUCUCAAAGGAGCUGCAGGCCAGCCCUCCAGAUCUCUAUAUUGAAAGAUUUAACGUAGCUCUUGGACAGUAUAUGGGAGCAUUGCAGAGCAUUGUGCCUCUUUUCAUAUAUAUGAAUAAAUUUUACAUAGAAACCAAGCUUAACAGAGACUUAAAAGAUGACCUUAUAAAGCUGUUUACGGAACACGUUGCAGAAAAGCACAUUUACAACCUAAUGCCUUUACUUUUGGAAGCUCAGUCAACACCGUUUCAAAUAACUCCUUCAACCAUGGCAAAUAUUGUGAAAGGCCUGUAUACACUACGACCAGAAUGGGUACAGAUGGCACCAGCUUUAUUUUCUAAAUUCAUCCCAAAUAUUCUACCCCCUGCUGUGGAAUCUGAGCUUCAGGAAUAUGCUGCUCAAGACCAGAAACUUCAAAGAGAGCUCAUGCAGAAUGGAUUUACUAGAGGUGACCAGUCACGCAAGAGAGCUGGAGAAGAGUUAACUUACAAUGGCUCAUCAGCUUGUGCAAGCUCCAGAGGGUACAGAUAGUGAACAUACUGGAUCACCUUCUAUUCCUAGCCAGAAGAGACACUGGAGGAGCGCGGGCGGUACCCGGAGCCUCCUUUGGCAACUGCUGAUACUUCAGCUCUGACACGAACUAUGCCUCAAAGAAGAGUUUGGGACUUUCUUCUUUAUCUAAUAAAAUGUCAGUUGCUGCUACAAUUGGGAUGACUUUGAAAGACUUGGUCUAGUCUCUUAACAAGUUCACAUCGUGCGAUCUUUGUGAGAAAGGAAUGCACCUUGAAAAACAAUCCUUUCCAAGUGGAGAUGGGCAGCCAAAAAUCAGCAGCUUCCAAAAGCAUUAGAAUGGAAGAACCUAUUUUGCACUCUUUUCUUAAUGUUAAGGACAUUCUUAAAACUAGCUAACACAUCAGUGUAUUAGUUUUUAAACUUCAAGGUAUUUUCUGGAGCUUUUACUUAAAUAAGAAGAAUAAAGUUUCAUUGUUUUGCAGUA
Molecule: messenger RNA, 1594 nt
Organism: Colius striatus (speckled mousebird)
Lineage: Eukaryota; Metazoa; Chordata; Aves; Coliiformes; Coliidae
Gene: CACUL1
Product: CDK2 associated cullin domain 1
Exons: 9
Coding region: 106-1128 (340 amino acids)
Biological process (GO): ubiquitin-dependent protein catabolic process
Molecular function (GO): ubiquitin protein ligase binding
Source: RefSeq, a predicted model, not a curated record